AUGCGCUUCUUCGCCAUUACCACCGCCGGAACACUCCUGUUCCAAAGCAGCACCAUCAUGGCCGCCACGGUCGACCUUCAGUCUAGCCAAGGAAACGCUCGCGCCGCAUUGAAAGACCUCAUGAGUCAAUGCCAGAACGGUAACCUAGCAGGGAACGCCAAACGCGUCUCCAGCAACUCGUACAACGGUAUUGUCGCCUACGCCUGCAAUAGCUUCUGCCGCACUGGCUACAUGCCCUGCCAGGACGCUGAGUGGAGCAUUAACCGCGUCAUCAACGACUGCAACGAUGGCAAGGGUAUGGGAUGA
Alternaria conjuncta is the source of this 306-nucleotide messenger RNA. RefSeq lists its product as uncharacterized. Lineage: Eukaryota; Fungi; Ascomycota; Dothideomycetes; Pleosporales; Pleosporaceae. The transcript has 2 exons. The record is from RefSeq and is a predicted model, not a curated record. Bases 1 to 306 code for a protein of 101 amino acids.